Molecule: messenger RNA, 1438 nt
Organism: Fopius arisanus
Lineage: Eukaryota; Metazoa; Arthropoda; Insecta; Hymenoptera; Braconidae
Product: band 7 protein AGAP004871
Exons: 10
Coding region: 191-1090 (299 amino acids)
Cellular component (GO): plasma membrane
Source: RefSeq, a predicted model, not a curated record
UGACGCGACACUUCACUGUUCCACCACCUGUCGUCGUGGCAACCUCUUCAUAUACCAUUGUCCACCAGUAUCGGCAAGAAUACUCGUAUCGAGCUUGUUUUACUCAGCAAUUUUAAAAUCGAUUGACUGCUGAAUUUUUCUACUGACAAAAUAUUAGGUGGCGCACUUCGACGCGAGAAUUAGUCCCGAAAUGUCUCUUCCCAUGACAAACAUGAGUAACGGAGGCACAACGACGGUACAAAUCAACACACGACCCGACGAUAUUCGAAAGAGAAUCAUCGGAGCGGAGGAUUCGACGCCAGCUGAUGAAUCAGGAUGUGGAAAUGUUCUAGUGGUACUGUCUUGGGUACUCGUGGUGAUGACAAUGCCGUUUUCAUUAUUCGUCUGCUUCAAGGUCGUUCAGGAAUACGAGAGAGCAGUCAUUUUUCGACUGGGGAGAUUACUGUCAGGCGGCGCGAAGGGUCCGGGCAUUUUCUUCAUCCUGCCCUGCAUUGAUUGCUAUGCACGGGUAGAUUUACGUACACGUACUUACGACGUGCCACCGCAAGAGGUUUUAACCAAAGACAGUGUCACCGUAUCAGUCGAUGCAGUGGUGUAUUACCGAGUUAAUAAUGCAACAAUAUCGAUUGCAAACGUGGAAAAUGCUCAUCAUAGUACUCGAUUGCUUGCCCAGACAACUUUACGAAAUACAAUGGGUACAAGGCCACUCCACGAAAUAUUGAGCGAGCGUGAAACAAUAUCUGGAAAUAUGCAGGCUGCGUUGGACGAGGCUACCGACACAUGGGGGAUAAAAGUGGAGCGAGUGGAAAUAAAGGAUGUACGUUUGCCGGUACAGUUGCAACGAGCUAUGGCAGCUGAGGCUGAGGCAGCUCGCGAAGCUCGAGCUAAGGUAAUUGCGGCUGAGGGCGAGCAAAAAGCAAGUCGAGCCCUUCGAGAAGCUUCUGAAGUUAUUGGGGACUCACCGGCUGCUCUCCAGCUCCGCUACCUCCAGACACUCAACACGAUUUCAGCAGAGAAGAAUUCCACAAUCGUCUUUCCAUUACCAAUCGACAUGCUCACAUACUUCAUGUCAGCAAAUAAAGAUAAAUAGAUACAACUCACCUGUGAUUUUGUACGUCGCCUAUUCACCGAUCGGCAAUAGUUUUUAUAAACAAAACAAAACCCACACGGAAUUAUCAUGUUUUUGAGGGUCUUUAUGUGUUGUUUUUCACUUUUUCAUACGAUGAGGAAUGAAUCAAACGAGAAUUUAUCACUCACGUUGGCAUUAGCACUAUUCCAGGACGAUUUUUCAGUAAUUGCCGGUCAUAAAUAAAUCACGACGCACGAUAUUUUGUAAAUGUAUCAUGUAUUAUAUGUAAUAUUGUCCAAUUAUAAAUACCUAAGGAAUUUUCAGUAGCACCAUUUUAAUUUAUCAAUAAAAAAUACCGUAAAAUAAUUA